Nerophis lumbriciformis (worm pipefish) is the source of this 1350-nucleotide messenger RNA. The record is from RefSeq and is a predicted model, not a curated record. NCBI's taxonomy places the organism in Eukaryota, Metazoa, Chordata, Actinopteri, Syngnathiformes, Syngnathidae.
AUGGGCAGAGGAGGGGAGAGCAGAUUGAAGGAAAAAGAGGUGGGUGAGCAGCGGAAGAGAGAAAGGAAGGAGGAGAGGAGCUUUAUCCAAACGGUGUUGAGGAGUCGGAAGUUUCAACGCUACUCUUUGCCUCACGCACAAAGCCAAGACAGAUUACCCAAAACACAUACGCAAAGGAAUAAGAUGUUGCUCCCAGCAAGCAUUCUGAUUGGCCUGCUGUGCCUGAGCCAUGGGGGCGCCGUGAUGGGUUUCGCUCGGCUGCUGGACAAUACUGAACUCCGGUCGGCUUUCUCAGUCGCACGAACCAGCAGCAUGGAAGGUGGACCCAAGAUGACGGUGACCUUUGACGCAGUCUACGUCAACAUUGGUGGAGAUUUUGAGCCAAAGACUGGCUUGUUUCGCUGCCGCAUUCCUGGGGCCUACUACUUCUCCUUUACAGUGGGAAAAUUUCCCCAUAAAGACUUGUCUGUGAUGCUGAUGAAAAAUAGAAAUGAGGUGCAAGCUAUAGUGUAUGAAGAGAAUGCCGGGGAGGAGAGGAAGGUUCAGAGCCAAAGUGUCAUGCUGCAGCUGGAGUUUGGUGACACCGUUUGGCUCCGUCUCCAUGGCGAUUCUCGCUAUGCCCUCUAUAGCAACACUGGACACUACACCACUUUCAAUGGUUACCUAGUCUACCCUGACACUUAUGACUACCAGACACACCGGCCGCAGCAGCAACAUCCUGCGUCUGACUCCCAGCAGUUUAAACAUGACGACGCACCGUUAUGGAAUAGUAACUGGGCCACAGGGGACGCUGGGUCUGAGAUGAAGAACACAGUGGGCGAUAAGGGGCUGCAUCAGGAAGAUGAUGAAGAGGAGGACGAGGAAGAGGAAGAUCCACGUUCUGCUUUCUCGGUGGGUCGCACUCAGAGUAUCAUAGGAGUGAAUCAGGUAGGUCUGCCACAGCACCAGCCGGUCAGCUUUGACACGUCAUUCGUCAACAUUGGGGAGGACUUCAAUGUUACAGAGGGGAUUUUCCUCUGUCGCAUUCCUGGCGCCUACUAUUUCUCCUUCAAUGUGGGCAAACUUCCUCAGAAGACUCUAUCUGUCAAGUUGAUGAAAAACCACCUGGAAGUGCAAGCGAUGAUUUAUGAUGACAGCAACGGGGAAAAAGCUCUGCAGAGUCAGAGCUUGAUGCUCUCACUGAAAACCGGUGACACAGUGUGGCUCUACUCACACCAGAGGGAUGGCUUCGGAGCUUACAGCAACCACGCAAAAUAUAUCACCUUCACUGGCUUCCUGGUCUACCCUGACUUGACCCCCACAACUGACAUUAACGCUACCAGUGAGUCACAGGGAUUGAAGAAGCCCUAG